Molecule: messenger RNA, 1793 nt
Organism: Leopardus geoffroyi (Geoffroy's cat)
Lineage: Eukaryota; Metazoa; Chordata; Mammalia; Carnivora; Felidae
Gene: HM13
Product: histocompatibility minor 13
Exons: 13
Coding region: 112-1431 (439 amino acids)
Biological process (GO): membrane protein proteolysis
Cellular component (GO): lumenal side of endoplasmic reticulum membrane; cytoplasmic side of endoplasmic reticulum membrane; membrane
Molecular function (GO): aspartic endopeptidase activity, intramembrane cleaving
Source: RefSeq, a predicted model, not a curated record
ACUUCCUGUUUCUUUAAGGGAACGUGGCUUUUCCCUGCAGCGCCUGUCUUCCGGUCUGCGUCUCUGCUGCGGCGGCCGGAGCUGGAGUCGGACCCCGAGCGCAGCGUCGCCAUGGACUCGGCCCUCAGCGACCCGCACAACGGCAGCGCCGAGGCGGGCGGCGCAGCCAACGGCACGGCGCGGCCGCCUUCCACGCCCGAGGGCAUCGCGCUGGCCUACGGCAGCCUCCUGCUCAUGGCGCUGCUGCCCAUCUUCUUCGGCGCCCUUCGCUCCGUGCGCUGCGCCCGCGGCAAGAACGCCUCGGACAUGCCUGAGACUAUCACCAGCCGGGACGCCGCCCGGUUCCCCAUCAUCGCCAGCUGCACGCUUUUGGGGCUCUAUCUCUUUUUCAAAGUUUAUUUUCCCAAUAAAAGUUACACAGGCUCAGUGUUGAAAACCUGGAAAACACAGAAAAGUAAAAAGGGGAAAACAGCAGUCAUCCAAAACCCCACCACCAGAGACAAUCACAGAUUCCCUUUGGAGAUAUUUUCCCAGGAGUACAUCAACCUCUUGCUGUCCAUGUAUUUCUUCGUGCUGGGGAUCCUGGCCCUGUCCCACACCAUCAGCCCCUUCAUGAAUAAGUUUUUUCCAGCCAACUUCCCGAAUCGACAGUACCAGCUUCUCUUCACACAGGGCUCUGGGGAGAACAAGGAAGGUGGGAGGGGCAGCCCCGCCCCGGGGAGUGGACUUACCCGGCCUCUCUGCCCAGAGAUCAUCAAUUAUGAGUUUGACGCCAAGGACCUGGUGUGCCUGGGCCUGAGCAGCAUUGUGGGCGUCUGGUACCUGCUGAGGAAGCACUGGAUUGCCAACAACCUCUUCGGCCUGGCCUUCUCCCUUAACGGGGUGGAGCUCCUACACCUGAACAAUGUCAGCACCGGCUGCAUCCUGCUGGGCGGACUCUUCAUCUACGAUGUCUUCUGGGUAUUUGGCACCAACGUGAUGGUGACAGUGGCCAAGUCCUUUGAGGCACCAAUAAAACUGGUGUUUCCCCAGGACCUGCUGGAGAAGGGCCUCGAGGCAGACAACUUUGCCAUGCUGGGACUUGGAGAUAUCGUCAUUCCAGGGAUCUUCAUUGCUUUGCUGCUACGUUUUGACAUCAGCUUAAAGAAGAACACCCACACGUACUUCUACACCAGCUUCGCGGCUUACAUCUUCGGCCUGGGCCUUACCAUCUUCAUCAUGCACAUCUUCAAGCACGCUCAGCCUGCCCUUCUAUACCUGGUCCCCGCCUGCAUCGGCUUUCCCGUCCUGGUGGCACUGGCCAAGGGAGAAGUGACAGAGAUGUUCAGUUAUGAAGAGUCAAAUCCUAAGGAUCCAGCAGCAGUGACAGAGGGAUCCAAAGAGGGAACAGAGGCCUCGGCAUCGAAGGGGCUGGAGAAGAAGGAGAAAUGAUGCGGCUGGUGCCUGACCCUCUGAGGGCCAGGCCAGGCAGGCGGGGACGGACCAGCAUAGGCCUGCACGGGCAGAGGGCGCAGGAGGCCUGGCAGCUCCGGGAGAGGGGCGGGGGCAGCAGGAUCCCUCCAGCAGGGCCUCCCAUGGCCUGAUUCCCUCUUCCCCCUUCUCCGGCCUUCUUCUGCCCCUUCACCUCCCCUGCAGGCAAAGGAAGCCCCCAAACUCCCCCACCCUCCCAGAGGCCAGGUGGGAAAAGUGGGUCUGAUUUUUAGACUUUUGUAUUGUGGACUGACUUUGCCUUACAUUAAAAAUUCAUCCCAUUGCCCGGGCAGGCCACUGUGCCCCUGGAGGGGUUCUCUGCA